CAGAGGGGCGUGGCGGAGAGCACGCUUGCUAGCGCCCGUUAAUGCUGUCGUAACAAUCAAGUUAGUGUGAGGAUUAGCAGGCUGGACGCCGCAGCAGCAGCAGGACUGCGUGACUUUCUGAACCUGACAAGUGGAAUAUAGUACAAACAGCUCGUUAGAGACCCGUGUGUUGAAGGUUUGUACUGACAUUUUACGGCGCACCGGCUGUUCUGAACCAGCGUAAGCCGGAGGCGAAAUGCGAACGUAGCCGUUAGCAGGCGAGCCAGGCCGAGGAGAGCUGGCUGGCUGUAUCCUUCAUCCAGACGGGAGCAUAGAUGUUUCACACGUACCAGUUUACCGAGUUUGUCGACGCCGGACAGGAUGCGCAAGGACGUGAGGAUAUUACUUGUGGGGGAGCCCAAAGUGGGGAAGACGUCUCUCAUCAUGUCCCUGGUCAGCGAGGAGUUCCCAGAUGUGGUUCCCUACCGAGCUGAGGAAAUCACUAUACCUGCAGAUGUCACACCAGAGAGAGUUCCCACACACAUUGUGGAUUACUCAGAGGCAGAGCAGACAGAUGAGCAGUUGUUCCAGGAGAUCUCCAAGGCAAAUGUGAUUUGCAUUGUUUACGCAGUUAACAACAAGAAGUCCAUAGAAAAGGUGAUCAGCCACUGGAUCCCCCUCAUCAAUGAGAACACAGACAAGGACAGCAGGGUUCCUCUGAUCCUGGUGGGGAACAAGUCGGACCUGGUGGAGCACAGCAGCAUGGAGACCAUUCUGCCCAUUAUGAACCAAUACAGUGAGAUAGAGACCUGUGUUGAGUGUUCAGCAAAGAACCUGAAGAACAUCUCAGAGCUGUUCUAUUAUGCCCAAAAGGCAGUGUUGCACCCCACAGGUCCUCUCUACUGCCCAGAGAAGAAAGCUAUGAAGUCACUUUGUGUCAAAGCCCUGACUCGAAUCUUCAAAGUGUCAGACUUAGACAAUGAUGGGAUCCUCAACGAUAAUGAGCUCAACUUCUUCCAGCGGACGUGCUUCAACACCCCUCUGGAGCCUCAGGCGUUGGAGGAUGUAAAAAACGUGGUGAGGAAGAAUUUGGCCGAUGGAGUGUGUGACAACGGACUCUCUUUGAAAGGCUUCCUGUUUCUCCACACCCUGUUCAUCCAGCGAGGCCGCCAUGAAACCACAUGGACUGUGCUGAGGAGGUUUGGAUAUGAUGAUGACCUGGAGUUAAAUCAGGACUACCUCUUCCCUCCGUUGAAAAUUCCUCCAGACUGCACCACAGAGCUCAACCAUAAUGCCUACCUCUUCCUCCAGAGCGUCUUCGACAAACAUGACAAGGACCGUGACUGUGCCUUGUCACCAGAGGAACUGGCGGAUCUGUUUGAUGUUUUCCCCUACAUGCCCUGGGGUCCAGAUGUCAAUAACACAGUUUGCACAAAUGAACAGGGAUGGAUCACCUACCAGGGGUAUCUCUCCCAGUGGACGUUAACAACAUAUUUGGAUGUCCAGCGAUGCCUGGAGUAUUUGGGUUACCUUGGUUACUCAAUUAUUGCUGAGCAGGAAUCUCACGCAGCAGGAAUUACAGUGACCAGAGCUAAGAAGAUUGACCUGCAGAAGAAGCAGACCCAGCGCAGCGUCUUCCGCUGUAAUGUCUUUGGAGACAUUGGCAGUGGCAAGAGUGGCUUCCUCCAGGCCUUCCUGGGUAGUAACCUCAUGCGCCAAAAAACAAUUAAAGAGGAACACAAAUCCUACUAUGCCAUCAGCACAACUUAUGUUUACGGCCAGGAGAAAUAUCUUCUUCUUCAUGAAGUGUUUCCCGACUUUGACUACCUGUCCGAUGCUGAUCUCACCUGCGACAUUGUCUGCCUGGUCUAUGAUGUCAGCAACCCUUACUCCUUUGAAUACUGCGCCAAAGUCUUCAAGCAAUACUUCAUGGACAGCAAGACUCCAUGCAUGAUGAUAGCAGCCAAGUCAGAUCUGCCAGAGGUCAAACAGGUGUAUGGCUGCAGUCCCCUGGAGUUUUGCAGGAAGCACAAGAUGCCUCCUCCUCAGUCCUUUACCUGUAACACUGCAGCAGCACCCAGCAGAGACAUCUACACCAAACUUACCACUAUGGCCAUGUACCCCCACGCCCGGUUGCGCUGCAUGUGCACUUGUAACCGAUGCACCUUCUGCUUGUGUCAGAACUUCCUCAACUCUGAGCUGCUGCAGACGGUCAGGGCCAAACUCUACGCUGUUGUACUCCGAAGACAUGUGAGCCAAGCCGACCUGAAGAGCUCCACCUUCUGGCUCAGAGCAAGUGUCGGGGCCACAGUGUUUGCAGUACUGGGCUUCGCCAUGUACAGAGUGCUGCUCAAACCACGGUGAUCUUUGGGCACGCUGGGUCUAACUCUCUUUACAUCCAUGGUACAUGUAGAGCUACUUUGACCAGUCACAGCUUUCCCAGUUAUGUAUAGUAAAUGAAAAAUGUCUCCAAUCCCAUCAUGGUUUUGUAGUUUAAUGGGUCCCAGCUGUAAAAAAUAUACAUUUGUUUGUUUGUGUGGGGUGAAAACGGUAAAAUCUUUCUUUAGCAAGCACUAAUUUUCAUUCCACUGUAAAUUUCUUGUCUUAGAGGAUAAAAGAUAAAAAAAAUUUAAUUUUGUACCAGAAUUGCUAAUUUGCUUCUUCUGUUUGUCUGCAAGUAUUUGCAAAGUAAUAAAUCUAUAUUUAUAUUGAAAAUGAGGGAAAGCUGCCAAGGAGCUGUGGGAACAUAUAAGUGAGUCACAUAUAUAAAUAUAUAUAUAUACAGCUAUUUUUUGGUUGCUUGGGGAUUGAGAUGAACAACUUGAUGUCAGCUGAUAUCGGGAUUAUGAUAUGUGAGGUGUGCUACAGCGUUAAUGCUUUUAUUAGGCCAAACAAUCUGUAAAUAAUGUAUAUAAUAUAGUAGACUGUACAUUUGUUUGUCUUCGUCCAAAAGGGCCAUGUCGGAUUCAUCCUCAAAACGCUAAAUGCAAAAGUAUCAGUUUAACAGCCUGGUCAUGAACUCGUACAAACAUCAGAGUCGAUCAUUCACACGGAUGGAAAUUGGUUUGCCUUUCAAGGCCAAAGCUUUGGACGCACACUUUCUUUUUUUUAAUGUUUGUACAUCUGAGCUGGUCAGUGUUUGAUCAGUGGAUGUGUAGACAGGUCUGCUGCUUUCUCUCACGUCUUCCAAUGCUGGUCUGCUCAUGUGGGUGUGUGCAUGCAUGCAUGUAUGUAUGUAUGUAUGUGUGUGCUUGUGUGCUCAGAUAUUGAAAAUCAACACAUGUAAGACCACCUGGUACAUUUUGUGUUUGCAUGCUUCAGAAUUUCUGGCCACAUUCCAGUGUUUUAUGACUGAAUGAAUAUAAAGGAAUUACAGUACCAUGUCCCCAAUAGUGAAAAGGGAUAUAGUCAAGUUUAAUGACAGGAGUGCUGAACAAUGGAUAGUUGACUCUUGAGUCAUAGCAGUUUUUGAUGUUCAUUUGACUGUUGUUGUGAUUCCCAGUCAGCUCUCCUGAUCACAAGAUGCAAUACUGUGGCCCCAGAUGUUUAUUUCCAUGCAAUUGCAACUGCUUGUCACAAGGCUCAGUUUGAUGUAUUCAUUCAUCCCUGCCUUUCCAAAAGUUUACAAUAAAUAAAUAUGUCUAUUA
Molecule: messenger RNA, 3626 nt
Organism: Acanthopagrus latus (yellowfin seabream)
Lineage: Eukaryota; Metazoa; Chordata; Actinopteri; Spariformes; Sparidae
Gene: rhot1b
Product: ras homolog family member T1
Exons: 20
Coding region: 361-2343 (660 amino acids)
Biological process (GO): small GTPase-mediated signal transduction; mitochondrion organization; regulation of mitochondrion organization
Cellular component (GO): mitochondrial outer membrane
Molecular function (GO): GTPase activity; calcium ion binding; GTP binding
Source: RefSeq, a predicted model, not a curated record